Lates calcarifer (barramundi perch) is the source of this 1645-nucleotide messenger RNA. RefSeq names its product V-set and immunoglobulin domain-containing protein 1. Bases 445 to 1494 code for a protein of 349 amino acids. The transcript has 5 exons. Lineage: Eukaryota; Metazoa; Chordata; Actinopteri; Centropomidae. The record is from RefSeq and is a predicted model, not a curated record. Gene Ontology annotation, biological process: response to bacterium.
AUAAUUUCAGAAUGAAUGUGUUUAAGUUCUAUCACAUAGAGGUAAAUGUGCAUCAUUUUUUGUUCUUUGUUAGGUGGUAAAUGCUGUCUUGCUAAUUGUUGCCAUGCCAUGUUACUAGGCAGGAUGUUGCUAAAUUAUCAUGCCUGCAUUUAGUCAAUACAGCAUCAAUGGAUGAUCACUCCAUUGUCAAAAGAGCAACCCUGAACUAUUCUCUGCUGUGCAUAUCAAGGUCCUUCAUUCUUCAGUGACUUCAGAGGUGAGAAGAGUCUUUAAGUGCUUCAGAUAUCUCUCGCCAUGUGCUUCUUCUUAUAGAAAAGAAUCAACAUCAUUGGUAGUAGUGAACAUGUGAUCAGUUUUGUCUUUGUUGCCCAAUCAGCACAAGUCUUAUCUCUGAAGAGUAAAGAAUGUAACGGGGUCUGUGUCAUUCAACACGACAAUUUCAACAUGAUGACAUCUCCAAAGUUUUUUUUCUGUCUGACUUGUUUGUUCUUAGGAAAACUGGCUCUGAUGAGCAAUUUCAUCCAGUCCACAACUGUUCAUCAAGACACUGCAUUUAUAUCAGCUAAUGUUGGAGACAACUUGACUUUGAGAUGUUUCUAUGACAGUGAUGCUGUAAAGUAUUACUGGUAUAAACAAACACUCGGACAGAAGCUACAACCUAUCUCUAAUACCUAUAAGUUUGAUAAAAGUGGCAAUUUUCAUGAUGAAUUCAAGGACAAUCCACGCUUCACACUGGAAACCAAUGCUGGUAUGAAUCACCUAAAAAUCUCAGAUGUACAACCUUCAGACUCAGCCACUUACUACUGUGCAAGAGAUUAUUUAUUUAUGUUUGAAUUUGCGGAAGGAACUAUUGUCAGUGUAAAGGGUUCAGGUUUGAACAUCCAGGCUUUGGUCCAUCAGUCAGAAUCUGAGACCAUCCAGCCAGGAGGCUCUGUGACUCUCAACUGUACAGUACACACUGGGACCUGUGAUGGAGAACACAGUGUUUACUGGUUCAAAAGCUCUGAAGAAUCUCAUCCAGGACUCAUUUACACCCAUGGAGACAGGAAUGAUCAGUGUGAGAGGAAACCCAACACACAAACACACACCUGUGUCUACAACUUGCCAAUGAAGAACCUGAAUCUUUCUCAUGCUGGGACCUACUACUGUGCUGUUGCCUCAUGUGGACACAUACUGUUUGGAAAUGGAACCAAGCUGGACAUUGAAGAUGAAGACUCUCCUGUCUCUGUGCAUUUCCUGGGUGGAGCUGUCACAUUUACCACCAUUCUAAGUGUUUUACUGGCUUUCUCAGUGUGUGUGAUAAACAACGGAAGAAGCUGCCUUUGUACAGAGUCUUCUGCAAGAUUUUCUGAUCCCUCCGAACUCAACACAGAGGACUCCCAAAAUGAAGACAAUCUCUAUUACAAUGUUGUAAGGGAGAACAAGAUCAACAGGAGAAGACGACAGAAGGACGACACCUGCAGUGAAUGUGUGUACUUCAGUGUGAGGCAGUAGAGCUGAGCAAUGUUCAUCUUUUAUCUCUGUGUGACAGAACAUGACCUAAUGUUGACUCUUUUAAAAUGUAACGUGGAUGUUGUAAAGUUUUGUAAACAUGAUUUCACUUAAAUAUGAUGAAGUCCAGCUUUCCAAUAAACUCAUCAAACAA